Messenger RNA from Ailuropoda melanoleuca (giant panda), 2810 nucleotides. Its product is annotated as thrombospondin type-1 domain-containing protein 4-like. The coding region runs from base 1 to 978 and encodes 325 amino acids. Gene Ontology annotation, biological process: proteolysis; extracellular matrix organization. The transcript has 6 exons. Gene Ontology annotation, molecular function: metalloendopeptidase activity. The record is from RefSeq and is a predicted model, not a curated record. Gene Ontology annotation, cellular component: extracellular matrix. NCBI's taxonomy places the organism in Eukaryota, Metazoa, Chordata, Mammalia, Carnivora, Ursidae.
AUGAACGUCACCAAGCUGCACAACGUCACACGUAAUGAGGCCCUGGAUGGCGGCCAGCCUGUUCACCUGCACGACCCUUUCGUGCUGCAUCCUGUGCGCCUCACAGUCCUCAUCCUCGUCCUGGCCCCGUGUGAAGAAACUGAUGCAUCAAAAGAUGGAGUAACUUACGCAAAGCUGCAUAAGAGCAGGACCCGUGGUCCCAUCGGCCCUGGCAAGUAUGGCUACGGUAAGGCCCCGUACAUCUUACCACUGCAGACGGACUCCGCACACUCGCCACAGAGGCUUCGGAGGCAGAGGCCCUCGUCUGGACAUUCCAGGUCCCAGGCGCCAUCCGGUCCUAACCACGGCUACAGCCCGCCGGCCCACCGGGCCCCCCAGCAUGGGCCUUUGUACCAGAGUGACAGUGGCCCUCGUUCUGGACUGCAGACCUCCGAAGCCUCCGUCUACCAGCUGCCUUUGACCCAUGACCAAGGCUUUCCUGCAGCUUCCAGUCUCUUCCACAGCCCAGAAACCAGCAGCAACCACGGCAUGGGGGCCCCCAGGGCAGCUCAGAGCUUCUUGCAGCCCGCCCAGUCUGCAGCCAUCUCCUGUAUCGGGGCCUAUCGGCAGUACAAGCUGUGCAACACCAAUGUGUGUCCAGAAAGCAGUCGAAGUAUCCGGGAGGUGCAGUGCGCAUCCUACAACAACAAGCCAUUCAUGGGCCGCUUCUAUGAAUGGGAACCUUUUGCAGAAGUAAAGGGCAACCGGAAGUGUGAGUUGAACUGCCAGGCAAUGGGCUACCGCUUCUACGUCCGGCAAGCUGAGAAGGUCAUUGAUGGUACUCCCUGUGACCAGAAUGGCACGGCCAUCUGCGUGUCUGGGCAGUGCAAGAUGCUGCGCCACUUCCGGUCCCCUGGGAGAAGCCGCCAUUCCCUCUUGCUUGGAUUAUGGCAGUGGUUUGGAAACGGACCUCCCUGCAUCGUGCUGGCAGCUCCCUGACCUGAUUUCUGUGCUGCAGCCAGGGUUCUUUCCAGAAGGCAACGCCCACCUCGGACUCCUCAAAUGAAACCCGCAGGGACUCCCUCCUCAUUGCCAUUAAGAUGAGAUCUCCCCGGUCCAGAUCUCUGAGGCCCUUUGUGACCUGGCCUCUGCUUAUCUUGCAGUCCUGCCCCCAUACCCCACCCGGCUCCAGGUCCACUACAGUAUGACCCUGGCCAUGAGCUGUCUAGCUUCUGGCCCUAAUUCCUCCAGUCCUCUGGGCUCAGCUAAAACGGCUCUCUUUACCUGGCCCUUAAUCCAGAGUCCCAAAUAACCCCCCAGGGAAUCUCCUAAAAUGCAAAUGGAAAGCCCUAAAAAAUGCCAAAACAUUUCCCAUGAUUUCCCGAGACUUCCAAGGCGUUUUUUGUGCUUCUGCCUCUUUAUUUCCACAUCCUCACGUGCUGCCUUGGUUUCUGUCCUCGUUAGUCGAGCCCCCAAAUCCAGUUUCCACAAAAAUCCAUGUAGCGUGCCUUUACUUUUCAGGAAGGGGUUAACUUUCCCGAAGAUUAGGAUGAUCAUGAGAGGUGACUUUAACAAGUGAUUGGCCAUAGGUUCCAUAGCCUUCACUGGCUCAAUGCUUAUCCCAUUCCCUUUCUCCUAUUCCCCAUUACAUUAAACUCUCAUAGAAAACAAAAAUAACUGCAGUGACUUAAAGGAGUCUGUUUCUAUCUCACAUUAGGAAGUCUAAGAGUGGCAGGGAAGUCUUGUUGUCUGCAGUAUGAGACUUUUUCAUCUUAUUCUUUCAUAGUUGGCUCCCAAGAUCAUCUCACCAAUCCAAAUGACCGCUGCAGUUCCAGCCAUCACACAUACAUUCCAGCCAGCAAUAAGGGCAUGCACUCUCCCUUUAAGAAUAUUUUUCAGAAGUUGCACAUACUACAUCUAUCUUCUCUUGGCCAGAACUUAGUCACAUGGCCACACCUAGUUACACAGUAGGCUGGGAAGUGUAGUCUUUAUUCCAGGUAUGCGUUGCCCAGCUAAAACCUGGGGAAUUCUAUUACUAUGGAAGAACGGGAGAAUAAAUAUUGGAGGACAUCCUGCAGACCCUGUUACAGCUAUAUUAAUAAACAUCCACCCCUUUUUCUUGCCCUGCCUACUUUGACAUAUGAUCAGCCUCCCUCCAUGGUUCAUAGUUGACCUAGGACCUUGUUUGUGUAUUUUUCCUAAACACCUAUAGCACACUUCCACAGAGGAAGUGCUAAAAAAGAUUUUCUCCAUCUUACAAACCAUGCCAGUUUCCUGUGUCCUGCAUUGCCCUGGCCCCAUGAGGUUGCCAUGGGUCUGUACAAGUGGGGUUCUUUGGAGUGCACACAUAGGCCCACUCUGCAACAUCCAUCACGGUUCCAGCUGACUGAGGACACAGUUUCGGAUUUACCAGUUUUCAGAAUGCAACAGCAGGUUCACAGGUCCACAGCCAGGGUGAAGAGUGAAAGAGCUAUGCAAGUUGUCCUUGGUAUGGCUCUUCCGUACGCCACAGGUACACACACAGACACACACACGCACACGCACAUGUAGCUGGUUUCAAACUGAGAAGCUACCCACCAGUUUCUUCUGCUAGCCCCCUUCAGGCGAAGCAAGGUGCAGGUGCUAUUUCUCUACUGAACAGCACCCAUAUGAAUACGUUUAGCUGCAUAUGUAUUCAACGCAUGCUCAACACAUCUGCUUCAAAUAUAUCUUUGGAAGACUGCCCUGUACGGGAAGGAAGGUAGUAAAUUCAUAACCUGGUUAUCUCCCUUCCCGUGAUCCGCACCACAUUGGUCUUGCUCAUGGCUGUGUCCUUCCUCAGUGUCUCACAU